Molecule: messenger RNA, 387 nt
Organism: Pyricularia pennisetigena
Lineage: Eukaryota; Fungi; Ascomycota; Sordariomycetes; Magnaporthales; Pyriculariaceae
Exons: 3
Coding region: 1-387 (128 amino acids)
Source: RefSeq, a predicted model, not a curated record
AUGGAUCAUGGUGUGCACGGGCGAGAGGUAGUUGAGAGUGACCUCGCUCGUGAUGGUGUUGGCCAGCGCCGUGCCGUCGGCGCCGGGCUUGGUCAGCGUCGCGAAGUUGGUUGUGUUUUGAACCCCUGCGUUGGCGACGAUGCAGUCCAGCGUGGGUCCGUCCAGGUCCGCGACGUCGUGCUCCUCCACGCCGAUCUUGUCUCCAAACCGCGCCGCCAGCUCGUCAAGUCGCUCGCGACGUCGACCGACAGCGACCACGAAGAUGCCAUGCUCGACCAUCCGCUCCGUCCAUGCCCGGCCGAUGCCCGCCGUGGCGCCGGUGAUCAGCACGGUCUUACAACGGUCAGAUCUGUGCGCGUAGAUUCCAGGAGAAAUUCGAUGUGGUGA